Molecule: messenger RNA, 2794 nt
Organism: Austrofundulus limnaeus
Lineage: Eukaryota; Metazoa; Chordata; Actinopteri; Cyprinodontiformes; Rivulidae
Product: dynein heavy chain 12, axonemal
Exons: 13
Coding region: 58-2649 (863 amino acids)
Biological process (GO): microtubule-based movement
Cellular component (GO): dynein complex
Molecular function (GO): dynein light intermediate chain binding; dynein intermediate chain binding
Source: RefSeq, a predicted model, not a curated record
CAGGCUAAACUGAACAAGUUAUCAACAGCUACAAACCAACUUACCAAAGUGCACCAAAUGAACGAACAGGAAUGGCUUCCUCUCCCGGAGAGUUUAACCCCACAGAGAGCAAGCCAAGGGCUAAGGCCUCGGGUUCUGCCUCCCAUCGGAGCAUCAGGGCYUAGUGAAGAAGUUAAAAAGGCUUUCUCAACGAAGAAGGAGUUGGAGGACAAGUUGAAGGCUCAACAGAAGCUGUUGAAACAUAGAAGGAGCAAAGUGCAAGAAAACCAGCUCCAUAUGAAAAUGGUCUCCAGAGCCAUGGAGGAUUACAGACGGAGCCAAGAGAGCAACCCUGUUCACAGUCCUUUMCCAGAACCACAGUUACCAUCCACUAUGAUGAGCGAGGAGCGGAAAAAAAUGAUGAACUACAGAAACUUAAAGCGUUUUGUCGAGAGUCGACCCCAGGCUCCGAUCCAGCAACAGUGGCUGGACUCAAUUGUGGCCCRAGUUCCAGAUAGACUGAAAGAGACCCCUGAGAUGAAGAAACUUCUGGAGGAGCUUUGUGCUGAAGUCAGCGAGGAGAUCCACAAUGCGAUGGUCAAACACACAGUCGACUUUGUUUUGAAGAAUCCUCAGCAACAAGAACAGAGCUCGGCAACACAGAGAGUUUCUGAUUCAGAACUUUUACAUUUCUCAAAACCAUGGCAUGAUAGCKUUGUAAAAAGUCGCGAGAUGAUAAAGGCACAUUUGCARAUUUUGCAWCCCGUGAUGCAAACUUUAUUGGAUCUCGGCUUCUCGGAAUUUUCUGAGCUGGUCCUUGUUGAUCCGUCGACAUUCAGAGCUUUAGGACCAAUGGAGUAUAAAAGCCUAAAGAACAAAGCAGACAAGUUAAAAUCGAUGCUUCAGGCAAACGUAGAAAAUUUUGUCAGGGUAUUUGAUCCAAACAAUCAGCACUGCUUGCCGGUUUUCCGUAUGGCAUUGACAUUUGAUGAUGAAAAGAUGGAGAUUUUUCCCACCGUACAAGAUUUGGAAGACUCUGUUUUGGAGAUCCUUAAUGCCAUAGCUAAUACACUGCAGAAAGUACAAAUUCUGCCGUCUGGGAUGAUGGAACAUACCUCAUCUUCAUUUGUGGAUGCCAGUGUGCCUGAUGAGGUUCUUACUUGGGCUCAGGCUACACUGAAGAAUGCUGUGCGCAAAAACUUAGAGGAACCUGACCAACAUUUAAAGACCUAUGUGAACAAAUAUGACUGGCUUGUGAAUGGGAAAGCACAGAGUAAGGUAGACACAUUUCUGGAGGAGGAACACUCUUUUGAUGAAUACAAGAAGCAAGUGGAGGAGUUCCAUAUGUUAUCAAAGGAGAUUAGCAGCCUCCCAUCAAAACGCUACUUCCCAAUGGUCCUGCUGGAMAGUGAGGAGCUGAAACAAGGCAUAGCUAACAAAGCUAAAAUGUAUGCUGACGUGCUUCUGAAGAAACUCGUCACUACACAUCGAGAGCAAAAUAAACUGAUAUGUUCUGAAUUUGAAGUCAUCCAAAAGAAAGCUCUGGAAGUUCCAGAAAAUACAGAAAACAUUGCUCAGAUAGAAGAAUACAUCAAAUUUACCAGAACAACGGGUAUUGCAGAACUAAAUGAAAAAAUAAAGGAAGCCCUCUCCAGACUYCUCUACCUUUUGGACAACUACUUCUUUGACCCAGAAGAUUUGGAGCUGAAUUCAACGGUCUUUCUCUGGCCCAAAAACAUUUUGCAUGCCUUUGAGCAAAAUAAUGAGGUGUUACAAAUGGCUAAGGAGAGAGAAAAGAAAAAGCUGAUUGACAAAAGGGAAAAAUUAAUGGCAGAACUGGGAGAGUUGGGACACAGGGUAGAGCAGUUCCUACAAUACAGAGAGUUGGUUUUAAUGCAGCAGUAUGUGGAAGAUGUAAGAAAAGUGCAGAAACUUCUCCAGAUGGCCGAGGAGGCUAUUGUCCAGAUUAAUAAGGAAGAGGCCUUUUACAAAUGGGAUAUUACAUGUUAUCCAGAAGUUGAAGUCCUCAAAGAGGRUAUUGAACCAUAUCAGAAGCUGUUUGGAUUUAUCCUUAAGUGGCAGCACACAGAAAACAGAUGGAUGGAUGGCUCUUUCGUGGAACUAGAUGGGGAAAGCAUGGAGGUCCAAGUGGAAGAGUUCUACAGGGAGAUCUUCAAGAUGCUGACGUUUUUCCAGCAGAAGCAGAUUAAGGCUGCGCAAGAGCUGGAGAAGAUMUCUGGGAAGGCAAGAGGAAGUUCCAGUAGAGAAGAAGAUGCAGAAAAACAGGACAGUCCAACACCGAUUGUGUCAGAGCAGAUUAAGUCUUCAGAACAGAGAGAAGAUAUCUCUGGGAAGAAAAGACAAAGUCCUGGUGAAGAAGAUCCCAAAAAGAAGGAGAGUCCAACAAUAGUUAUGUGCUCUACUGUAAUGAACCAGAUCAAAACAUUCAAGGACUACAUCCCCGUGGUGUCCAUCUUAUGCAACCCUUGUAUUCGAACUCAUCAUUGGCACCUCAUGUCAGAGAUAGUYGGGUAUGACCUCACUCCUAACUCUGGGACAACACUCAGGAAAGUUCUCAACAAAAACCUGGCCCCUUACCUGAAUGAGAUUCAAUCUAUUGGUGUUGCUGCCAGUAAGGAAUUUUCUCUGGAAAAGACUGCGCAGAUGUAGUGAUUAUGUGACUACAACUUCUCAAAACUAAAGUUAUGAGGAAACCACAAGUUCUUUCUGCGGGAAGAUUAAACCCUUCUCUGUUUGGGGCGGUUGAGCUGGAGUCAACCACAGAAGAUUUCUGGAACCCCGCUUUUCGAGAGUC